This is a messenger RNA of Acipenser ruthenus (sterlet), 1748 nucleotides long. RefSeq names its product P2Y purinoceptor 4. The record is from RefSeq and is a predicted model, not a curated record. Gene Ontology annotation, cellular component: plasma membrane. Bases 536 to 1528 code for a protein of 330 amino acids. The transcript is spliced from 2 exons. Gene Ontology annotation, molecular function: G protein-coupled receptor activity. Lineage: Eukaryota; Metazoa; Chordata; Actinopteri; Acipenseriformes; Acipenseridae. Gene Ontology annotation, biological process: G protein-coupled receptor signaling pathway.
UUUGAAUGUUCAAUAGAGCACUGUCAGGUUGUGUUUUCCCCUGCCCGUUUUAUUCAAACAUAUACAGUACCUACACACUUGAAUUCAAACUGAGGAUUAUAUUGUGGAAGAUAAGUAGAUGAACUGGCUGGGGCCCAGUUAGACAUGUGCCUCAAUGCUUUGAUACCACAAGAAGAAUAUUGUUUCAAACUGACCUGACAGGGGCAAAGCUCAAACAGUCUUUACAUGAUUUUAAAUGCGUGCAAACCAGAAAUACUGCAAAAGAAAAAAAAUCCUUUCUUCUUUUUAACAAAUAACAGCAGGCCAAUACAAGACAUAACAACUAUAUCUGUGGGACUAAGAGGAACCUGCAUCAAAGUAGCGAAUAUGAAAACUUGCUGCUUCCUUUCUGAGUGACAGUUCCACAGCAGAUAAGAUCUCGGUUCUCUUAACAGUAGGCUGGAAGCAUGCAGAGUUAUUAAAACCUCCAGACCCACAUUGCUUCCUAUGCAGUUCGGAGCAGAGCAUAGCCCCCCUCACACAGUACUAGUGAACCAUGAAUAGCAGCCUCCUCCAUGUCAACGGCACCUUUUCGUGCCCUGCUGAGCCCCAGUCCAUCAUCAUCCCGAUCUUCCUGAUCCUGGUCUUCCUGGGCGGCUUCAUCCUCAACAGCGCCAGCCUGUGGAUCUUCUGCUUCCGUAUCCCGCGGUGGAACUCGGGAAUGAUCCUCCAGUUCCACCUGGCCCUGAGCGACGCCAUGGUCACCCCAGCCGCCCCGUUCAUGGCGAUCUACUACUCCCUGGGCAGCCACUGGUCCUUCGGACCGUUCCUGUGCCAGCUCAAAGUGUUCCUUCUCAGUACCCACCUGUACAGCAGCAUCUACUUCCUCAUGCUGAUCAGCGUGCACCGCUACGUGGCCGUGGUGCACUACAGCAGGGUGUCCCGGAUGAAGAGAAAAGAGUUUGUUCACAAACUCUGCCUGGGCGUGUGGUUCUUCCUCUUCAUCAAAGGCACGGCCUUCUUCUUCGUCCUGGAGACCACCCAGGUGGGCAACCACACCAAGUGCCUGAGCAUCUACCAGGACCAGCUGACCAGCGUCUACUUCAUCAUGAACUUCGUGCUCCUGGUCCCCGGGUUCCUGGUCCCCUUCGCCAUCUCCAUCACCUGCUACAGCCUCCUGGUUUCCUCCGUCUCCAAGAUGAAAACCAACACCCUCAAGGGGAAGGUCAUAAAGACCAAGUCCCUGAAAAUGAUCGCUGUCUGCAUGAGCAUCUUCGUGGCCUGCUUCACGCCCCUGCACGUGGCCCGCACCCUCGGCGUUGUGGUGAAGAGGUUCUUCCCCAGCUCCUGUGCGCUGCUCACCCAGGUGGAGAGCGCUUACUACAUAUCCUGGACUCUAGCUGGGGCCAACUGCUGCCUGGACCCCUUGCUGUACUGCUUCGGGUCAGAGAAAUUCAACGAGUCCUUCAAGAGCUCGCUGAACAGGAUCGGGUUCCGCUUUCACAGGCCUGCGGCUCCAAGGGGAGGGACAGCACGAGCCAGAGCAUGACUACCAGGGCUGGCACCACAGCGCUCCAGGAGGCUUGAAGGCUCGCGUCUUAAUGUUCAUGACAUUUCUGGGACAAAUGCUUGCUUUGAUUGCAAGCUCCGGCAAUCGAAAGCACUAGAAGAUGGACUGCAAGUCAAUUUUAAGUGUUUUUUUAUUGUAAUAGGUGUACAGCAGUGUGCGCUUUUGGCAUCAGGUGUGGACUGACCCUGUUAUAUCAGCU